Molecule: messenger RNA, 2578 nt
Organism: Stylophora pistillata
Lineage: Eukaryota; Metazoa; Cnidaria; Anthozoa; Scleractinia; Pocilloporidae
Product: U3 small nucleolar RNA-associated protein 4 homolog
Biological process (GO): maturation of SSU-rRNA from tricistronic rRNA transcript (SSU-rRNA, 5.8S rRNA, LSU-rRNA)
Cellular component (GO): small-subunit processome; t-UTP complex; 90S preribosome
Molecular function (GO): protein binding; RNA binding
Source: RefSeq, a predicted model, not a curated record
UCCAUCAAUUGAUCUCAAAUCAAAUUUAUCUAGUUUGUUCUCAAUCGAUAGAGCCUUAAUUGGCCUUGAAGAUGAAGUUUAACGUACAUAGAGUUCGAUUUGUGGAGUAUGUACCUCAGGCAAUUCACUGCAUGGCAUUUGAAGACACUGACGAGCCAUGCAGACUUGCUCUGUCAAGGGCAGAUAGCAGCAUAGAAAUAUGGAAUUUCAAAGACAAUUGGUAUCAGGAAACAGUGGUUCCAGGAUGUAAAGACACUUCAGUGGAGACACUUGAGUGGUGUAAAGGGAGACUGUUCAGUGGAGGUUUGCAUGCAGAAAUCGCUGAAUGGGAUCUCGUCAGCUUGCGUCCAAAGGUCACAGUUGAUUCCUUUGGAGGAGCAGUGUGGUGUUUGUCUGUUAACCAUGCAAGAACCCAUAUAGCAGUUGGCUGUGAAGACGGUCGAGUGAGACUGUUUGAAAUCACUGCUGAUGGUUUGAAUUACAGCAAAUCACUGGAUCAACAAGAUGGCAGAGUGCUGUGUCUUAGUUGGCAUCUGAGUGAUAGUACCCUAGUUACAGGAGCCUCUGAUAGUACAGUGAGAUUGUACAAUGUAACAUCAGGUCACUGCACUUUAAGGAUAACAGUGGAUGAAUUUCAAUCCAGAAGCACUCUAAUAUGGGCCAUACACAUAACAAGAAAUUUUGUGAUAAUUACAGGAGACUCACUGGGAAAUACUCAAUUUUGGGAUGGCCAGCAAGGAACACUAAUUCAGAGUUUCAAAGCACAUCUGGCUGAUGUACUCACUGUUUGUGUUAAUGAGGAGGAGAACAUGGUUUUUAGUGGAGGCAUAGACAGUAAGAUUGUUCAGUUUCAACAAAUUCCUAACAAGGAUGGUGUAUUAAACUGGGUGAAAGCUGCUUCCCAGCGUAUGUUUUCACAAGAUGUCCGUUGCCUUGUUACACUAGGUGGAAAUCAUGACUUGUUGGUGUCUGGAGGAUUGGAUCCUAGCUUUUUCCUUUAUUCCACUAAAGAGUUUGGCAGAUCAAGUUAUGGCAAAGUUGCAUCAUUCCCACAUAGACCAGUGGUUUACUUAGCAUCAGAAGCAAACGUUCUGAUGUAUCAAACGACCAGUACUUUACAGUUCUGGACACUUCAAGAAUCAGUGGGUGACACAACCAAUGCAGUUCAGAAGACUCCAGCACAGUUUCUAGAAAUAAGGAAGAAAGGUGAUCAUCAUAUUGUGUGCAGUGCUGUGUCUGCGUGUGCCUGUUGGGCUGCAUUUUCUGAUGUUUACCAUAUCAGUUUAUUCAAGCUGAAUUCGAAUAAAGAAGGGAAAUCUCAUGUGACUGUCACAAAAGUUUUGCCGUUGCCUAUUCAUUUGUUACCAGCUCGUGGAUUAGUAUUCUCUCCUGACAGUUCAAAGUUGAUUUCUGCAACAAGUCAAGGUUCAGUUCAGAUCUUGGACCUGAGUGAAGAACCUUCUCUUAGCUACACGUUAAGCGUUGCUCAACGCGAUAAAGGUUUAGCAGCGGUUAAUCUUGUGGCUGUCAGCAGUGACUUGCACUGGUUAGCAUGCGCUGAUUAUAACAAUACCUUAACUGUAUUCAGCCUCACGAAAAUGAAGGUAAAAUGUACUUUACCCCACUUGGAAUCCCGUGUGACUUCAUUAGCAUUCCAACCCAAAACAAAUUUUCUUUCUGUAGUCUGCUGCAAUAAUCAGGUGUAUCUGUUCAAACCAUCCAGUGGAAAGUUAACCAAGUGGUCGAGACGAGCGUUAGAACAUGGACUGCCCAAACAGUGGACUACUCGCCGAUCUCAAGUGAUAAGCAUUCAAUUUAAUCCUUCAUGUCAUGAAGUUAUGCUCUUACAAGAUCACAACAUGUUUACUCUCCUCGAUCUUAAAGAGCCGUUACCAGAUACAGAGGUCUGUUUAUAUGAUACCAAGUUAGUACAACAGAAAAGAAAGCAAUCAACAUGUAGAGAUGUAGUCGAACAAGAUUUGAAACAGGCCGCCUUCAAAGUCUGUAGGAAAUAUUCGCCUCUGCUCUUCGCAGGUUUCACAAAGGACAGUUCUUUAGUAGUGGUGGAAAGACCUUGGCAAGCCAUGGUGGAGAUGUUCCCUCCGCCACUGUAUCGCAAGAAGUAUGGAACGUAACCAAUUUUCUUUUGCUGUUACAUCGCUGUAGACUCAGUGCACUAAAUUUCAUCUGAGGAGCUAUUGAGAAGCCGGUCACAUCGUCUCAAGAUAUUCAAUCUUCCAAGUGCUAGCCGUACAUGGAGUCUCCAAGGCAACGAGAAACCACACCUCUUGACACGACACCAAGAAAAUUAGAAUGGAGAAGAAUUACAUGAGACACAUUUAACACUUGCAUAAGAUUGUCCUGGUUCGUAGUAAAAGUAAUACUUGCUGAAAACGCUGAUACUGGUGGUUUUUGGGGCCAAGUUAAUGUUGCAGGAAGUGCAAUCAGUCAAUGACAAUUAACGUGAGACAAAAAAAGAGCAAAGGAUCGAUGGCGAUCAACAGUCCAUAGUCGACUACAGUCAUACACUAAAGACAAUUGUUUUCUAUUAAUAAAAAUCGAAUUUGUUGUUAACAUU